AUGAGCGUCUCCGAAACCACCACCCCCCGCCUCCUGGGCAGCCUGGCCAUCAGGGCCGUCGACAUCGACAUCAAGGUGUCGCCCAACCCGGCGAUCCUCCGCAGCUCGGGUUGCUAUUCCUAUGAAGAAUCAUGCGGCACGGGGUGUAUGGACCGGGGAACCUGGGCCGGCACACAUUUUGCAAACCGGGCUUAUACUGCAUGGCUGACGGCGGCUGCUGCCCGGUAUAACGGGAAGACGUGCGGCGGUGGGAUUGGAGACUGCGAUGCAGGCGAAGUGCUCUGCCAUGGCGCCUGCAUGCCCGAAGACGGUGACUGCUGUAGCACCGGCUACUGCGAGGCUGGCUCCUACUGCGUUGGAAGCGGCAGGUGCGCCGCUGAUUCGAGUAGCUCCGGUAGCUCCGGUAGCUCGGGCAGCUCGGGCAGCUCGGGCAGCUCGGGCAGCUCAGGAAGCUCUGGAAGCUCGGGGAGCGGUAGUAACAACGACAGGCCGAGCGGUGCGGGGGCUGUUACAGUGCGCAUGUCGGGGUUGAUCCUGCUGGUUGUGGGAGUCAUGGCGGUGGUGUUGUGA
Dichotomopilus funicola is the source of this 570-nucleotide messenger RNA. RefSeq lists its product as uncharacterized. The transcript has 4 exons. Lineage: Eukaryota; Fungi; Ascomycota; Sordariomycetes; Sordariales; Chaetomiaceae. The coding region runs from base 1 to 570 and encodes 189 amino acids. The record is from RefSeq and is a predicted model, not a curated record.